UUUAAAAGGACAAAAAUAAAUAUUGGGGGGGGGGGGGGGGGGUCAAGCCGAGCAGGGGAACCGUGCCAGCCGAGGCGUGCGGGCUGUUUUGAGUGUCACGAUGGGAUGUACAUUGAGCGCAGAGGAGAGAGCCGCCUUGGAGAGGAGCAAAGCGAUUGAGAAAAACCUCAAAGAGGAUGGCAUCAGCGCCGCCAAAGACGUGAAAUUACUCUUGCUGGGGGCUGGAGAAUCAGGCAAAAGCACCAUUGUGAAGCAGAUGAAGAUUAUUCAUGAAGAUGGUUUCUCUGGAGAAGACGUGAAGCAGUAUAAGCCUGUGGUCUAUAGCAACACUAUCCAAUCCCUGGCAGCUAUUGUCCGUGCCAUGGACACCUUGGGCAUUGAAUAUGGUGACAAGGAACGAAGGGCUGAUGCCAAGAUGGUGUGUGAUGUGGUAAGUCGGAUGGAAGACACAGAGCCCUUCUCUCCGGAGCUGCUCUCCGCCAUGAUGAGACUCUGGGCAGACUCUGGAAUACAGGAAUGUUUCAACCGUUCCCGAGAAUAUCAGCUUAAUGACUCUGCCAAAUACUACCUAGACAGCUUAGAUCGAAUUGGAGCUGGGGACUACCAGCCCACGGAGCAAGACAUCCUCCGAACCAGGGUCAAAACCACCGGCAUUGUAGAAACCCACUUCACAUUCAAAAACCUCCACUUCAGGCUGUUUGAUGUCGGGGGCCAGAGGUCUGAACGCAAGAAGUGGAUCCACUGCUUUGAGGACGUCACAGCAAUCAUCUUCUGUGUCGCGCUGAGCGGUUAUGACCAGGUGCUCCAUGAAGACGAAACCACGAACCGCAUGCACGAGUCCCUCAAGCUGUUUGACAGCAUCUGCAACAACAAGUGGUUCACAGACACGUCCAUCAUCCUCUUCCUGAACAAGAAGGACAUCUUUGAAGAGAAAAUCAAGACGUCUCCACUGACCAUCUGCUUUCCCGAAUACACAGGCCCCAAUUCCUUCACUGAAGCAGUGACCUACAUCCAGUCCCAGUACGAGAACAAGAACAAGUCAACCAACAAGGAGAUCUACACACAUAUCACUUGCGCCACCGACACCAAUAAUAUCCAAUUUGUUUUUGAUGCCGUGACGGAUGUCAUCAUCGCCAAUAACCUUCGUGGCUGUGGACUCUACUGA
Molecule: messenger RNA, 1165 nt
Organism: Gracilinanus agilis (Agile Gracile Mouse Opossum)
Lineage: Eukaryota; Metazoa; Chordata; Mammalia; Didelphimorphia; Didelphidae
Product: guanine nucleotide-binding protein G(o) subunit alpha
Exons: 8
Coding region: 101-1165 (354 amino acids)
Biological process (GO): adenylate cyclase-modulating G protein-coupled receptor signaling pathway; G protein-coupled dopamine receptor signaling pathway
Cellular component (GO): heterotrimeric G-protein complex
Molecular function (GO): G protein-coupled serotonin receptor binding; GTP binding; GTPase activity
Source: RefSeq, a predicted model, not a curated record